Molecule: messenger RNA, 2844 nt
Organism: Aspergillus calidoustus
Lineage: Eukaryota; Fungi; Ascomycota; Eurotiomycetes; Eurotiales; Aspergillaceae
Source: the annotation of a GenBank genome assembly
CUCACACGCACUUUUCUCCCAGCAUCUUGGGAUCUGGUUUCCUUCUGUCUGUUGGUCGUUUUAAUUCUGUCUGGUCUCUUUUCUAUUGUCAUCUUUUUCGAUUUUAUUUCCGUUUGAUACCCUCACAAAAGUUUUGACCGAGCCAGAUCAUCAUACCAGAUUUAGAGAAUGCCGCAUCUCGAAACUACACCAGCCAUGCCUACCAUCGUCGCAAAAACGCCCUCGACCGUGGCCCCCACUACGCAAGAGAUUUCCUCCCUCCUGAAUACCAUUUUCAACGCGGAAACCUCUCAGCAGUCGCUUGAUGCCUCUUAUGCCUUGACGAAUCUCCUUAUUCAGAGUGUUGGCCCCUUUUCCUUCCAGACCUACACUACACUGCUUCCCGAUAUCAAGAAAGCCGCCACCGAUAAGAAAAAUGGCGCCAAACGCGAGAGUGCGAUGCUUAUCCUCGGCGCUCUCCUCGAGCGCUUCCCCACAGCACACCCUCUGAGCGAAGUCGUAUUCCUGCUGCAAGAUGGUGGUGUUAUCGGUCUGGCUCUCGAUGCGCUGGCCGACAAGGGUGCUGUCGUACGCGAUGCUGCCCAGUACGCCAUCGAUGCGCUCUACGGUGCCCUCAAGCCUGAGGCAAAGGUCAACGCUCUACUCCCUGCCCUCUCCAGCUAUCUGAGCCGCGGGUCCGGCAAGUGGCAGGGAUUUGUUGGAGCCUACGCUCUCAUCGAGAAGAUGGCUUCCGAAGCACAGAUGGGUACCGGAACUCAGGAACAAGAGCGCGAGAAGGAUCUGCUGCGCGAGGCCAUGGGCAAGACCCUGAAGGACCUUAUCCCGCUCGUGGAGUCCGGUAUGCACGACUUGAAGAACGAAGUAGUGAAGCGCGCCUGCAAGGCCAUGACUGCCGUCACUACUCUUCUUUCGAACGAUGAUGUCGAACCCCGCAUUCCCCUGCUCAUCAAGACCAUGGAGCAGCCCUCAGAGCAGACCCUGCAAAAGGCCAUCCAUGCCUUGUCCCAGACCACCUUUGUUGCUAUUGUUACAUCUCCCGUUCUGGCUCUUCUUACUCCUCUGCUGGAGCGCUCGCUCAACUCCCCCACCACCCCCCAGGAGACUCUCCGACAAACAGUCGUGGUUGUCGAGAAUUUGACCAAGCUUGUGCACGAUCCCGCCGAAGCCCGUACUUUCCUGCCCAAGCUCAAGCCCGGUGUCCAGGGUGUCAAGGACCGCGCCUCUCUGCCCGAGGUUCGAGAACUCGCCACUCGCGCCAUGGAUGUCAUGGAGAAGGCCAUGGCGGACAAGGACGUCGCAGCCGGCUCCAUCGCCAAAACUACCCCAGAUGAGGUUCUCACCAUCCUCAAUGCUAAGAUUCAAGAGGCUGGUGGCCUCGCGCGACCUGAUGCUACAACUCUCUUCGAGCUCGGCAAGACUUAUGUCGCUGAGAUGGUUCGUGAGGACGUCAACUGCCGCAUGCACGACCGCAUCACCAACUGCAUUGCUCCCUAUCUGCGCGGUCUUCUGGCCGAAGACAAGCACGAUGAAGUUGCAGCCGCCGUCCAGGCCCAUUUCAUCGAAGAGGACCACCGCAAGUUCGGCAAGCCUGUUCAGGAUGACCCUAACGAGGUCGUAAUCGUCAACGCCAACUUCUCACUCGCUUAUGGUGGUAUGCUUCUGCUCUCCCAUACAAACCUCCGCCUUCUGAAGGGACACCGCUACGGUCUCUGUGGACGCAACGGUGCUGGAAAGUCGACCCUCAUGCGCAGCAUUGCCAACGACAAGCUCGAGGGCUUCCCUCCCCCAGACCAGGUCCGUACCUGCUUCGUCGAACACAACCAGGGCGAAGAUGCCGAUUUGAGCAUCUUCGAGUUCGUGCAAAAGGACCCCAAGAUUGCCGCCGAGGGCGAGGAGCACAUUCGCAAUGUUUUGCUCGAGUUCGGUUUCACUGAUGGUCCAGAGGGUCGCCAGUCGCAGCGCGUCGGCUCCCUCUCUGGUGGAUGGAAGAUGAAGCUCGCUCUGGCCCGUGCCAUGCUCCAAAAGGCCGAUGUACUCCUGCUGGACGAACCUACUAACCACUUGGAUGUUGCCAACGUCAAGUGGUUGCAGGAAUACUUGAAGAAGCACGAUCAGAUCACCAGUUUGAUCGUCAGUCACGACUCCGGUUUCCUUGAUGAAGUCUGCACAGACAUCUACCACUAUGAGCAGAAGAAGCUCGUUUGCUACAAGGGAAACUUGGCCGACUUCGUCAAGGUGAAGCCCGAAGGCAAGAGCUACUACACCCUGUCCGCCAGCAACAUCCAGUUCAGGUUCCCUCCUCCCGGUAUUCUCUCUGGUAUCAAGUCGAACACUCGCUCGAUCCUCCGCAUGACCAACUGCUCUUACACCUAUCCCGGCGCCAGCAAGCCAUCUUUGACCGAUGCUUCUUUGUCGCUUAGCUUGUCGUCCCGUGUCGCCAUUAUCGGAGGAAACGGUGCUGGUAAAUCCACCUUCAUCAAGAUGUUGACCGGUGAAACCAUCCCCCAGACCGGAAAGGUUGAGAAGCACCCCAACCUGCGUAUCGGUUACAUCAAGCAGCACGCUCUGGAGCACGUUGAGAUGCACCUCGAAAAGACUCCUACUCAAUACCUGAUGUGGCGUUAUGCCAAUGGAGAUGACCGUGAGGUCUUCCUCAAGCAAACCCGUAUCCUCACCGAAGAGGACAAGGCCCAGAUGGAGAAGCCCGUCGAUCUCGGUGAUGGCCGCGGCCCCCGCCGUAUCGAAGCCUUGAUCGGUCGGCAAAAGUACAAGAAGACCUUCCAAUACGAAGUGUAUGUUCAUUUCCACCGAGUUUGUUCGAUCAAUACUAACAUAACACAGUAA